Messenger RNA from Plasmopara halstedii, 1104 nucleotides. RefSeq lists its product as uncharacterized. The transcript has 3 exons. Lineage: Eukaryota; Oomycota; Peronosporomycetes; Peronosporales; Peronosporaceae. Bases 1 to 1104 code for a protein of 367 amino acids. The record is from RefSeq and is a predicted model, not a curated record.
AUGAAUGUGGCUUUAACACCUGAUGGAUUGGCAUACUUUAGCGCUGCUGAUAUAUUUGUUGAUUUGAUAGACAGCCUAAUAUUUAGUGAAGCGACUUUAUUGCUGAAGCUGUUCAGCAAGUUUUUCGUGCAAUCGCUUGAGCUCCACUUUUACAUGAUCAAAUCAAUCUCACUUGAACUAGUUUGCCAGCGGCAAAGUUACGAUCAUUUUUCAAUUUUCAGCCUCAUUCACUACUCCAAUCUGAAUACAAUGGUGUCUACAGCACCAAUUCUUGCCCUGGUUGCCACUGUUGCAAACACUGCUAGCUACGUACAGGCUCACGGCUACAUUGCCGAUCCAGCCCCGUCUUGGAAGGGCAAGAAAAGAAGCGACUGGGUCGUUGAAAUUGAGCCGCAGUGGAAAGGAGGCUGGGACCAGUCUUCGGGUGAUGAGGGUCUUCUGUCCACAUUCAAGGAAUUGGCAACUGCAAAUAAUUUCAAGGAUGUUCGUUCUCUUAUGGACGGUAACCCAGUGUAUGGCGAAGAUUGCGGCUACACGGAUCCUAACGGCACGCCUGUAGCUCCGCCAUCGAAUGGCGAGGCCACCUUCUCUCGUGGUAUUGUGCAUGCUGGUCCUUGUGAAAUAUGGCUUGAUGAUAAGAUGGUCCUUCAAAAUGAUGAUUGCCAAGCCGCGUACGGUGAUGGUACGCAGGAAACAAUCGCUAUCUUCAAGCCCGUCGAUUAUUCAUCAUGCGCUGCCGAUGGCUGUAUGCUCCGCUUUUAUUGGCUCGCCCUGCAACGUCUCGACGGCAAGACGGUAUGGCAGGCAUACAAAAACUGUAUCCCAUUGAAUGGUCCUGCCGGUGGAGGGGGCACUAGUGUACAGAACGAUUCUCCUUCUAGUGAAGAUCCAAAUGUUUCUCAACAAGACUUGGACGAGGAAGAGUCAACAAAGUCUCCUUCAAACGGCGAAUCUGAAUCUUCAUCGUCCAAUUCUUCAACAACCGAUGCCGACGCAGAGUCUCCGUCAUCAACUCCAACUUCAGGGUCUCCUUCGAGCUCUUCACCCGAGAUGAGCUCAGUGCCGGCACCAAGGAGCAAGUGCACAGGCCGCCGCCGCGAAUAA